Messenger RNA from Prorocentrum cordatum, 1602 nucleotides. The record is from the annotation of a GenBank genome assembly. Lineage: Eukaryota; Dinophyceae; Prorocentrales; Prorocentraceae.
GUGUCGGCCGCCGACGACUUCUACCGCUUCGUGAACCACGCGUGGCUCUCGGACGAGUCCAUCCCCAUCCCGGAGGAGUACCCUAGCUGGGGCAGCUUCGUCAAGCUGAUCGACGACUCCAUCAAGUGCCAGGUCCGGCUGGCGAACGAGCUGAUCGACGGAGCGAGCACCCCCGACGAGAAGAAGCUCGCGCUGACCUGGAACGCCACCAUGAAGUGCUUCGAAGAUUGGGGGAAGGGCCUGGGGGACUACGGUUGCAUUAUUGACGAGAUUCAAGUGUUGGGUGCGCAUCUCGAGGGUGAUGGAGAGACCUUCAGGAACGGUCUCGCAAAAUACAUGAGCCGUUGUCAAACGAUAGACGUAGAGUGCCCCUUUACGUUCGGCAAAGAAGCGAAUCUGAAAGACACCGAGAACAUUGUGCUGGACUUAAGUCCGUCUGGAACUUCCUUGCCUGGCCGAGAUUAUUACAUGGAUAGCAAGUUUGAGGAGCAGCGGGGAUUCUUCAAGGCUCACCUGGAGAAUGUGGCGGGCCUGAUUGGAGCCGAUCACCUGACAGGCGACUUUGUCGCCCGUGUGACUCGUUUCGAGAAGAAGCUGGCGCAAAUCAGUAUGAAGGAUGACCAGCAGCGCCUGUAUGACCAGUACUUCAACGUGACGACGUUGGACGAGAUGAUGAAGGAUCCCAAUGCCAUGAAGCACCUCGAAGCGAAAGACGCGAACUACGCCGAGCAUGAAGUCGAGGAUGCGGAUCCUGAUAUGCAAGUUUUGACGAGUCAAACAUGGAUUGCGAGCGCUUCAGACUCGGAGCUGGCGGCCACCUUCUGGAAACAGGUUGUCAGUGACAUGCAAUUGCGCGAAAUCAUGUCCGCGAACUACGCCAAGAAUUAUCCAGAGCGUAGCGAUGCCGAGGAGGCGCAGUAUCGUAUGAUGUUGUUCGAUGGUGACUACUUCAGACGAUUGUUUCCAAUUAUUCUGCGGGAAUCAAAUCGCGACGACGUGAAGGCUUAUUUGCAGUACCAGAUCAUCAGCUCAAUGCGAUCAUUUUGCACUAAGGCCUUAGAUGACGAGUUUUUUGAUUCAUCGCGCAAGCUCGGGGGCAAGAAGGAGCAGAAGCCGGCCGAGAAGCGCGCCGUCGAGAGGAUGAACUCUUGGCUGGGCGAGCUGAUGGGCAAGGUGUAUGUUGCCAGGUACUUCCCUGAAGAAGACAAGACGGCGGUGCACGGCAUGGUCAAGGACGUCUUGGGCAUCAUGGAGAAGUCGCUGAAAGGGAACGACUGGCUGACGGACGCGACAAAGGAGAAGGCGUCCUUGAAGCUCUCUCGGUUUGUUGCCAAGCUGGGAUCUCCUGAUAAGUUGAAAAGCUAUGACACCCUUGAUUUGGUCGAGUCGGACACUUUGAUUGGCUUGCGGGGUAAGGUGGUUGCAUUCAACAAGCGAACUGAAUUCUUCGAUAAGAUCAACAGCGCCAAGGAUAAGACAAAAUGGGAGAUGAAUCCGCAGGAUGUCAAUGCGUACUUCCAUCCCUUAAACAACGAAGUCGUAUCCACCUGCUGCUGCAAAGCGCGGCGGCGGACCACCGCGCACUGGACCACUGCGACCUGA